CCCCUCCCCUUAAACCCGAGAGCUCCUCUCUCUCUCUCUCUCUCUCUCUCUCUCCUCUUUCUCUAUCUUCACCUCCACCAUGUCUCAACCCAUGUCCUCCGAUCACGACCACAACAACUCCGACCCGGUCCCGACCCGCCUCUACAACCCCUACCAAGAUCUCCAGGUCCCAAUUCAAAACCUUUACCAGCUCCCCACCUCCCCGGAGUUCCUCUUCGUCGAGGAGGCCCGCCGCCAGCGCCGCUCCUGGGGCGAGAAUCUCACCUUCUACACCGGCUGCACCUACCUCGCCGGCGCCGUGGCCGGCGGAUCCGUCGGCCUCGUCUCCGGCGUCCGAUCGUUCGAAUCCGGCGACACCACCAAGCUCAGGAUCAACCGGGUCCUCAACUCGUCGGGUCACACGGGUCGGGUCUGGGCCAACCGGCUCGGCGUGAUCGGGUUGCUCUAUGCGGGUAUGGAGAGCGGGGUUCAGGCGCUGAGGGAUACGGAUGAUGUGUGGAAUAGCGUUGCCGCGGGGCUCGGUACCGGAGCGGUGUACCGUGCGGCGAGGGGAGUGAGGUCGGCGGCGGUGGCCGGCGCCGUUGGAGGAGUGCUGGUCGGAGUGGCAGUUGCGGCAAAGCAGGGGCUGAAGCGAUACGUGCCGAUAUGAAAGGAUGGUGGAAGGCUGUGAUGGUAUGGCUUGUUUUGUUUAGUUUUGGAGCAAUUUUGAUAGUACCAUUUAGGCAUCGGAAUUGAUAAAAAUGUUUACUUGGGCAAUGCAUGAUAUUGCUAUGCUUGGAAUUUAAAUUAAAAUGAAAUUAUUGAUUUACAAGUAGUUGAGCAUGGGAGGCACAUGCAGUUGUAGCUUUUUUUUUUAGUUUUUGGUUAGAUUUUUGAUGUAAUCUGUCGAAUUGUCCUAAUAAUGAAUAAUUGGGAUGCAUUUGGAGUUCUGGGUGUGCACGGCAUAUCUGGUGAUAUUACAAAGAUGCAAUCUUUAGUGUGUCGAACAUCGGUACGCAAUGUAGUUGUUGAAUUUUGAUUCUGCAAUGGUUGAUGGCUGGCUAAAGUCUGUGCUUUUGUUUCA
Rosa chinensis is the source of this 1063-nucleotide messenger RNA. RefSeq names its product mitochondrial import inner membrane translocase subunit TIM23-2. Gene Ontology annotation, molecular function: transmembrane protein transporter activity. The record is from RefSeq and is a predicted model, not a curated record. Gene Ontology annotation, biological process: protein import into mitochondrial matrix. NCBI's taxonomy places the organism in Eukaryota, Viridiplantae, Streptophyta, Magnoliopsida, Rosales, Rosaceae. The transcript has a single exon. Gene Ontology annotation, cellular component: TIM23 mitochondrial import inner membrane translocase complex; mitochondrial inner membrane. The coding region runs from base 80 to 649 and encodes 189 amino acids.